This is a messenger RNA of Pelobates fuscus (common spadefoot toad), 1041 nucleotides long. Its product is annotated as parapinopsin-like. Lineage: Eukaryota; Metazoa; Chordata; Amphibia; Anura; Pelobatidae. Gene Ontology annotation, cellular component: plasma membrane; photoreceptor outer segment. Gene Ontology annotation, molecular function: G protein-coupled photoreceptor activity. Bases 1 to 1041 code for a protein of 346 amino acids. The record is from RefSeq and is a predicted model, not a curated record. Gene Ontology annotation, biological process: phototransduction; cellular response to light stimulus; G protein-coupled receptor signaling pathway. The transcript has 4 exons.
AUGGCUCGUGAAGAAUCUCUGCAGAACCUCACCGCUGGAGAUGCACAAACUGUCAAGGUUUUCAUGCCACGGAUUGGUUAUACUAUCCUGGCUAUCAUUAUGGCAAUAUUUUGUACUGUUUCGCUGAUCCUGAACAUCACAGUCAUUAUAGUAACUUUUAAAUACAGACAACUCCGACAUCCCAUUAACUACUCUUUGGUCAACCUGGCUGUCGCAGACCUCGGAAUAACAAUAUUGGGAGGAAUGCUGACUGUAGAAACAAAUGCGGUUGGCUAUUUUAAUUUGGGAAGGGUUGGUUGUGUAAUUGAAGGAUUUGCCGUUGCUUUCUUUGGAAUUGCGGCUCUGUGUACUAUUGCAGUCAUUGCUGUGGAUCGAGUUGUUGUUGUAUGUAAGCCGAUGGGAACUCUGACAUUCACAGCCAAGCAAGCCCUAUCUGGAAUUGCCCUUUCUUGGACAUGGUCACUUAUCUGGAACACACCUCCACUAUUUGGCUGGGGCAGCUAUCAACUAGAAGGGGUUGAAACAUCGUGUGCUCCUGACUGGUAUAAUCCUGACCCAGUGAAUAUGUCCUACAUUAUUUGCUUCUUCUGUUUCUGCUUUGCAGUUCCAUUCAUUACAAUUGUAGUUUCAUAUGGAUACCUAAUGUGGACAUUACGGCAGGUGGCCAAACUAGGAGUUGCAGAAGGUGGAACCACAAGUAAAGCCGAAGCCCAAGUAUCAAGGAUGGUUUUGGUGAUGAUAAUGGCUUUCCUGGUCUGCUGGCUUCCUUACGCAGCCUUUGCUAUGACAGUUGUGAUAAAUCCUGGUGUUUAUAUUGAUCCCAUUAUCGCAACAAUUCCUAUGUACCUCACAAAAACCAGCACCGUCUACAACCCUAUCAUCUAUAUUUUCAUGAACAAACAGUUCCAGGAAUGUGUGAUUCCUUUCCUCUUCUGUGGCAGAAAUCCAUGGGCUGUUGACAAGUCAGUGUCUUCGGCUGAAACUAGUGUCACUACUGCAAGUAGUUCAUUUACUAAACGCAGCAAAGUUGUUCCUGCAUGA